AUGGCAGGGUCCACUGUCCCCAAGGUGCCCACGCUGUUCCUGGUCCUCCUGCUAUUUCCGGAGCUCCACGCGGCAGGCACCUUUGCAUCUGCAUCCUCGGCCCAGAACCUGCCUGACACCCCUGCCCACCACCCCAGCUCUACACUGUGGAUGCCUCAGGCCAGUCAUCACGGCCGAAGGGGCCCGGGCAAGAAGGACAGGGGGCCAGGCCUGUCCAGCCGGGCCCAGGAGGGGGCUGUGCUCACGGCCCCUGGGCAAGCUUCCCGGAUCACACUGGGACAGCGCCCUGCCGGCCUUCUGCAGGACAAGGAGAUGCUUCUGGGGCAGGCAUUGCCCUCUACCGCGAAGGAGACGCGCUAUUCCGGAUGGGAGAGGAUGAAGAAACGCGGCAGAGAGCACAAGAGGCGCAGGGACCGGCUGCGGCUGCACCGAGGCAGAGCCUCGGUAAGAGCACCAACUGCUCUUGCACAGCCCAGGUCUGAUGGGGACGUGAUGCCCACACUAGACAUGGCCUUAUUUGACUGGACUGACUAUGAAGACUUAAAGCCAGAGGCGUGGCCCUCUGCAAAGAAGAAAGAGAAGCACUGGAGUCACUUCACCAAUGAUGGUAACGAGACAUCGCCAGCUGAGGGGGAACCAUGUGACCAUCACCAGGAUUGCCUGCCAG
Molecule: messenger RNA, 667 nt
Organism: Cricetulus griseus (Chinese hamster)
Lineage: Eukaryota; Metazoa; Chordata; Mammalia; Rodentia; Cricetidae
Source: RefSeq, a predicted model, not a curated record